This is a messenger RNA of Mobula hypostoma (lesser devil ray), 13730 nucleotides long. RefSeq names its product ephrin type-B receptor 3-like. NCBI's taxonomy places the organism in Eukaryota, Metazoa, Chordata, Chondrichthyes, Myliobatiformes, Myliobatidae. Gene Ontology annotation, cellular component: plasma membrane; dendrite. Gene Ontology annotation, molecular function: transmembrane-ephrin receptor activity; protein binding. The transcript has 4 exons. Bases 11251 to 12273 code for a protein of 340 amino acids. Gene Ontology annotation, biological process: axon guidance; protein phosphorylation; ephrin receptor signaling pathway. The record is from RefSeq and is a predicted model, not a curated record.
UCCUUUAGCCUCUGCUGCCAGGGGUAUAAACAACGUGUGAGUGGAGGGGUGGGUUAGGAGGACAACACAUAACCAAAUCUACUAUUGACCACUCAAAAGGUUAGGUUGAUAUUUUACUUUGCUUGAAUGUCGAGGAUUAGAAGCCCAUUGUCUGUGUGGUAAUGAGAAUGUGAACAAGAGUGCACUGUCCUUUGCCAUGGGGAAACACUCAAUUCCCUGAGCACAGUUCAAAGAGGCAAAGAUGCAUGACCCAUCCAUCCCUUAAACCUUUUUGAACUUUCAGUUACAUCAUGGGUAAUUUGCCUCAAUGCUCCAAACCUUAAUUAACAUCAUCAGAUUAUCAUAUUGCUGUUUGUGGGAGCUUGCUGAGCAUAAAAUAGUUGACUUAUUUCCCACAAUGCAACUCUGAACUUCAGAUGUAUUGGGACAUUCUAAAGUUGUGAAAGUUUAGGCUUUUAUCCCUGCUGAAAUACUCUCAUCGGUCCCAAAGUUCCAAACUUAACCCCAGGUUCCCUGAUUCCCAGUCCCCUCAUUCCACCCCAGUCUCAACCGCUUCUUCAGAUACCUGAUAGACUCUUGUUGGGGAAUUGCUUCCUGAUUGCCUUCAUUAACAACUUGAGCAGAUCAAUUACUAUAACAUUAUUACAGCGCCAGGAUCCAGGUUCAAUUCCUUCUGCUAUCUGUAAGAAGUUCGCACAUUCUCCCUGUGAGUUUCCUCUGGGUGUUCUGGUUUUCUCCCACAUUUCAAAGACAUGCUGGUUAGUAGAUUAAUGUGUCUCAUGAGUGUAAUUAGGGAACACCGGCUCGUUGGGCCGGAAAGGCCUGUUACCAUGCUGUAUCUCUUUUAAAAAAAACACAACUCUCACUAAUCAUGCCUCCCCUUGUUCUAGCCCUUCCAUUCAAGGGGAUCUCCCAGGACUAGGCUCCUUUGAAGAUGAGAAUUGGAGAUGUAUUGGGAAGGAACCCUUGUUGUCUGAACUCUUAGGUUUUGGUGGCCUGCAGGGUGGAGGUGAGGGGCAAAGGAGGUAGAGUUUUGGAAAGUUGUUCAUUCUACCAUAGUGGAUAUUUACAGGGAUCCCAUCUCCUGUUCCCAUUGUGAAAAUUGACCCAGUAGCCAGUCACCCAGUCUUGACCUGCUGAGACCCUCCAAUACUCCACCAUCAUGAAAGUUACAGUCAUAGACUUGUACAGAAACAGGCCCUUCAGCCCAUCUUUUACAUGCCAACCAUUUUGCCCAUCUACACUAAUCCCAUUUGUCUGCUGUUGCUUUUGCUUGCCUGAAGCCUUGGACUAGUGGUCAAUCAGGACAAAGACCUGUGCCUUUGUCCCGACGCCUACCGUUGGGUUGGGCAAGUUGUGGGUAGUGGUGGCGGUGGAGUUGGUAAGGAAUGAGUGUCACCUCCUUUUCCACUGCUCGCCACUUUGGCUCAAGAUAGCAAGUUUAAGCAAAGUCGCACUGGUACCACUACAUCAGCCUGUUGUAAAUGUUUGAUCGUUCCCAGCUGUUCCUCCCCUUUCAGUUAUUCUCUGCGUGGACACACAAGCUUCCAGUUUAGUGUGUUUAUAAUCAAUUCCUGUUCUACUAUACAGUUCACUGAGCUUUGUGCUUGAGAGUACAGGUCUUCCCCCUCACCUAUUAACAAAGACAGUGGUCCCCAACUUCCGGGCCACGGACCGAUACAUUGCCGCAAAGAAUGCAGUGAUGCAGCAGUAGUCGGAACGCACCCAGCACAUCUUUAAGAAAAAAGCCGAAAUAAACAAGCUAAUUAAUUAGGUGCUGCCUGGCAUGUAAAUGCAUCAGACAAAUGCCAAGAGCGAAAGCACAAGGUCCUGAAUCCAGCCAACAUAGUUCUCCAGGUCAUUGAAGCACACAAACCUCCAAACCCUACUCCAAUGUUGUGGUCUGUUUGGAGGUCAAGAGAUCCGCCAGCUUAUUUCACAGAUCUCUCUCCGCUGGCCUUAUCUAAAAGACUGGUAACCUGCACCACUGCAUUCUUCGCAGCAAUGUAUCGGUCCGUGGCCCGGUGGUUGGGUACCACUGAACAAAGAGAUAGUCUCUAAAGAACUCAUUGUUAUGCAAGCUUCUACAGCAGGUGGUAUGCCAAACAUUUAACUUGUAUGACGGAUGUAGCAAAAGAAGGUCUUUGAUCUCCUCCUACCCAAGGUAUAGUAAAUCAAGUUGUACUUGUUUUAACAAGUCAAUCAUUGCCAUGUGGAUGAGCUCAGGUCCUCAAGAGAUUACGUAUUGCCCAUUAUGCCACUGACAUGCAGGGCAGCAAUGAAGAUCCUCCAUCUGUCUGUCCAUAUCUUCCCACAUACAUAUAGAAGGGUUCUUCAUUGUUGUUUCAGGAGCAAUUUUUACUUUUGACCAGUCAGGGUUGUUAGCCCUGAGCUGAACCCCGGAACCUGGCGGACCAGUCUGCCCUCUACCCUUUGACGUAGUGUUGGCACGUGGCCAAGUGAUUAAGGCAUUCAUCUAGUGACCUGAAGGUCGCUAGUUCGAGCCUUGGCUGAGGCAGCGUGUUGUAUCCUUGAGCAAGGCACUUAACCACACAGUGCUCUGCAAGGACACCAGUGCCAAGCUGUAUGGGUCCUAAUGCCCUUCCCUUGGACAACAUUGGUGGCAUGGAGAGGGGAGACUUGCAGCAUGGGCAACUGCCGGUCUUCCAUACAACCUUGCCCAGGCCUGCGCCCUGGAAAACUUCUAAGGCACAAAUCCAUGGUCUCAUGAAACUAACGGAUGCCUAUACCCUUUGACCUGUUUGGCAUGAGUGACCCUACCAAGAGCGAAAGCUGAAUCCAGCCAACAUAGUUCUCCAGGUCAUUGAAGCACACAAGCCUCCAAACCCUACUCCAAUGUUGUGGUGUGUUUGGAGGUCAAGAGAUUCGCCAGCUUAUUUCAGAGAUCCCUCUCCUCUGGCCUUAUCUAAAAGACUGGUAAAUGUUACUGGCUGUUAUAGAUCUGUGUUUCAAAGACAGGUCAAGCAGAUGCUUUCCCUGCCCUUCGUUGCAGCUAACAAAACUCUCGAUAAGCAUCAAAUUGAAUUAGAAAAAACUUUUUGCUGCAGCAGAGGUUUAAGUAAUUAUUCCCUUACCUUCAUUUUCCCUAAAUGUUGCCAGAACUAAGCAGCUUGAGUUAUGUAGGGAGACUGGAUAAGUUGAGGCUUUUUUUCCCCUACAGAGCAUGAGAGGCUGAGGGGUGACCUUCUAGAGCAAGGGUUCACAGCCUUAUUUAUGCCAUGGAUACCUAUCAUUAACCGAGGGGCUUGUGGAUCCCAUUGGAUCUAUUGCUCCAGACAUCUGGCACUUAGCUCUUGGUAGGGUCAGCCAUGGCAGUAAGGUCAAGAGGGAGGUUCCAGACAAAGAGCAAUUCAGGCAAGACCUCAGCAGUGGAGCUGGCGGAAGAUGAUGACACAUCACAACAGUAGUGAAGGCUGAGGAAAGCUACAGCAGUGAUGGGCCCCCAGGUGUCUUGCAUUCCAUGUCACUGAACCCUGACCCUAAUCUGUCAAGGACCAUGUGGCAGCUGCUCAUGCAUCAACCUCCCCAUGUAAAACAAAGUCACACACAGGCAUUCUUCAUUAAGGAAACCCACCAUAACAUCCCAGAUAUGUGGAUCUCGGAUCAGCCUCUACAGCCACCUGAGGACCCACCAAUAGAACAUCAUACUCAACUCAAGUGAUCUCACCUCUUCUACUAAUUCUAAAAAUUCAUUAAAUCAUGAGGGACUUAGAUGAGGUGAAUUGACAUAACUUUUCCUUAGGUAAGUGACAGCAAUAGAUUUAAGCUGAGAGAGGUGAAUUUUUAAGGUUACCUGGGGAAUAACUUACCACCAAGGGGGUGAUGGGUAUUGGAACAAGCUGCCAGAGGAGGUUUUAGAGGCAAGUACAACAGGCAAAAUAGGACCAGCUCAGUGAGGCUCCUUUGGCUGAACAAGUUGAACCUCACUCACCAUGUUUGAACCGACAAUAAAAGACCGGAUUUACCCAAGUUGCUCUUUUCAGUCCAACCUUCAGUAGGCCUCUGACGUCAAUACUUGCUCAACCUGCACAGCCAGAAACAAUAGGCCUUACCUGAAUCUGCUCCUUUUAUGCUCUCUUGUUCGUUCGUUCUCUCUCUCUCACACACACACACACACCCACCCCCUUUGGUAGUGCUGUGACACACACACACACACACCCCCUUCGGUAGUGCUGUGACACUGAUACUCACCAUGCCUGAGCUGCCAAAAAAGACCAGAGUUACUCAAAUCUCCUCUUUCUAUCUUCUCACUCUGACCUUCAAUAGGCCCCUGAUGCUGACACUUACACCUCAUAUUGUAUAAGUCGAUGGCUUCUAACCAAAGCAGAGCAGAUAGAGAGGUGGCAUGGACAUACAGUUUCUUUGGUUAGUGAGUAUGUGUGUGUGUGUGUCUUUGUGUCUGGGGGGGGCAGCCUAGGAAAGGAAAGAGCUGCAACAGCAGAGCAGGUGGUGGAGAUGGCAGAGUUUUUCCAUUUAAGGUUUUUUUAUUUUGUAGGACAUGCAUCAACCAAACUCUUCAUCUCACAUCGGGGUUAGCGACAUGGUGCCUGAGGCAAGGCACAGGUUGGAAUCGGUCACUGCAUUGUAUGAACGUUUCUGUAAGUUUAAACAGCAGGCGGGUCGCAUUACAUUGGGGAAAUCAAAAUUACUUGGAAUUGUAUCCUCCAAGUAAAGCGCAAUGGCAAAAGACAUCAAAAGUAAGAUAUGUUAACAACAUAUUUACAUAAGUUUAAUAUAUGUAAACCAUUCAAAUAGACAUGAAGACACCUUAACCCACAAAUACUGCUAAUGGUACCAUUGGAAGCUUCUACCAGCACGACAUUUACCCAAGGGGUUCAAGGGCUGAACUUGUUUAGGAGUCAACAUCCCUUGUAUCAAUACCUUCCUUGAAGUCUGUCCUAACUCAUGUGCUGGCUGUAUUGAUCACACUGUGCUUCUCAGAGAUGGAGGAUCUGGAGUUUGAGAGUCACUCCGGGCACUUGAAACCAUCAUUCAGUCAUUCCCUGCACCACAGGAUUACUGUGUUGGCAAAGGUAUCUUAUCAACUGUGAAGAUGGACUGAGCUUCCCAUCUGCCCUUUCAGAUGGAUGGAAAGGAACUCAUGAUGUUAUGGAAGAAGAGCAAGAGCAGGUUCUCUCUAGUAUCUGGGCUGAUAAUUAAUCCUCAACCAACAUCACUGUCUUUUUAUCUGAAAUUGCUGUGCGCAAAUUAGCUGCCACAGUUUGCUUCAUGUGACAAACAGAAAUAGUUCUUGUUAGCUGUGAUGCACUUUGAGGUAAAGAAAGGUAUUGCAUAAAUGUAAGUUCUUCCACGUGCAUUUUGGUUUGACACAGCAAACUGCUGUAGGGACUCAACGUUUCAGAUUGACUGAUGCUAAGACAGGAGCGGAAUUAGGCCACUUGGCGCAUUGACUCUGGUUCACCAUUCCAUCGUCUAUGGAAAAGAGUAGAUAGUGGACAUCUCAGGCCAAGGUCCUGAAGAAGGGUCUCAGUCUGAAGUGUAAACUUUACUCUUCAAUAGAGGCUACCUGGCCAGCUGAGUUUCUGCUGCAUUUUGUGUGUUUUGCUUGAAUUUCCAGCAUCUGCAGAUUUUCCCUGGUUUAUUCUGAUUUAUUAUCCCACUCAACCCCAUUUUCCUGCCUUCUCCCCAUAGCUUUUGAGGCACGUAUUAAUCAAGAGCCUAUCAGCCUUUGCUUUAGAUAUACCCAGUAACUUGGUCUCGACAGUUACCUGUUGCAAUAGCUUCCACAGAUUCACCACCUCCUGGCUAAAGAAAUUCCUCCUGAUCUUUCUUCUAAAGGCACAUCAUUCUAUUCUGAAGCUGUGCCCUCUGGUCCUAGACUCUCCCACUAUAGGAAACAUGCUCUACAUGUCCACUCUAUUUAGUAUGUUCAACAUUCGAUAGGUUUCAGUGAGAUCCCACUCAUUCUUUUAAAUACCAAUGAGUACAGGCCCAGAGUCAUCAAACAGUCCUCGUAUGCUAACCCUUUCUUUUCCAGAAUCAUUCUCCUGAACCACCUCUGGACUCUCUCCAAUGCCAGCACAUUUUUUCUUAGAUGAGGAGCCCAAAACUGCUCAUGAAGCUUCAGAUGCAGUCUGACUAAUGCUUUGUAAAGCCUCAAAGAUACAGGGUCUCAACCAGAAACAUCAAUCUUCCCUUCAGCUCCACAGAUGCUGCUCGACUUGCUGAGUCCCUCCAGCAGUUGUUGCUGUGCUCCAAAUUUCCACACUUGUUGUCUGUUGUGUCUCUCUCUUAGAUUUGGUUGCUGAGCUGCCCUGGAUGGUUCUCUACCAUCCUAGAGGUUGGGGUGCUUUCACUCCACACAGAAGUGGACCAGGCUUGCACAGAGGUGAUUCAGAUCUGGUAACCCCCAAGAUGAAUGUGUUCCACAGGAAGUCACCCUAGUUGCCAUGGUAUUACACACCUUCAUUUUCUUGUGUUCUAUAUAAAUGCUCCAGGUUACUAAUAAUGUGCUUUACUGUACCCCAGGAGGUGCGUAGCUCACUGAAUGGGUGAGUUGGGAAAAUUCAUUCCUCCUCUGUGCACCUCCAUUUGUACCAUCAAAAAUCAGACAACAGGGUGUGUGAGGAAUAGAAAAACACCGCCUAACCCCAUCCUUAUCAGCUGUUGACAAGUUAAAAGAGGGCUGGAUCCUCGCCUUGAGAAUAAGCUAUCAUUCUGACUGCCAAGAUUAUGUGUAGAAGAGUGAUUAUUUAUCAAAGGAGUAGAGACUGAAGAAUGGGUUCUGGGAUCUUAAAUUGUUUUAUUAUUGUUACGCCUUCUGAGGUACAGUGAAAAUCUUGCAUAUCAGAUUGAUUGUUACAAUAGUGGAUUGAGGUUGUACAAGGUAAGACAAUAACAAAAUAUAUAAUGUGUUACAGUUACUGGGAAAAUGCAGUGCAGGUAGGUAAUAAGGUACAAGGCCGUGGCGAGGCAGACUGCCAGGUCAAGAGUCCAUCUUAUUGUAGUAGGGGACCGUGCAAAUGUCUUAGAAAAGGGAUAGAUGCAUUCCUUGAGUCUGCUGGCAAAUACAUUCAGAUUUGUAUCUGGUCCCCUGUGGGAGAGGGGAGAGAAUGUUGCCAUAGUCAUUAAACUUUGUUAACAAUGCAGCAAGCAUUGAAAAUGGUCGUCAGUAUCUGUGAACAUGUGAAAGAACUAAUGCUAGGUCAUGGCUUGAACCUUAUCUCUGUUACUCCAUAAGUACUGCCUCAUGCACUGUGUAUUUGCAGUAUUUUUGUUGACUGUUUCCAACACUUUGCGAUAUCACACCUCAACUUUUGACCCGCCCCACCACCAUCAGACUAUUGUAUUUCUCUGUCUGGGAGAGUUCCAAGUGAAAAUUCUGUACUGCUGUCCAUGUUCCCUCUUAUCUACAAGAGGUGGCAUGGACAUUUUUAAGCCAAUAGUGAUAUUAGACCUUGUGACAUUUGAUUACACCGUAAAUGAAUGACUUGGAAGGAAAAUAUUUACAAAUAAAUUAAUUAUUGCUUCAAUGUGUCAACUUUCUAUGGUACCCUGCAGUUGUUCAAUGUUGGCAAUCUAUGUCAUGGAAUAGGGUUGAUAAAAGAGUCAUAGCACAGCAUAGAAACAGGUCCCUUGGCUCAACUUCAUGCCAACUAGGAUGCCUGCUUAAGCUACUCGCAUUUGCCCAUGAUUGGCUAAUAACCCAAACGUCUCUUAAAUAUUAUUGCAUCUGCCUCAACGGCAACUGGUGCCAUAUACAAACCACAUGUUUCUACCCUCUCUUUCUGCACUACAUAUUCAUGUAUAUAUAUAUAAAAUUACAUUUAAAUUAUUUAAAAUUGUAAUUUAUCAUUUUUUAUUAUUAUGUACUGCUGCCACAAAGUGUCAAAUUUCACGGCAUCUGCCAGCAAUAUUAAAUCUAAUUCUGAAGAAGCUGCCUCUCAUGGCCCUUUUAAGUCUUCCCUGUUUCACUUUCAAGGUAUGCCUUCUAGUUUUUUAAUUGUUUCCCUGUGGAGCAAGACUGAAUCCAUUCACCGUCAGUCUGUCUGUCAUUUGUUUUAUAUAGCUCUUUAAUCAGUCUCCUAUGCUUCAAAGAAUAAAGUCCUUAGCCUCCAAUGUCUCCCUAAAGCUUGGGAUGUUGAGCCCUGGUGACAUUAUCAUUCUAAUUUAGGUCUUUCCUAUAACAGGACGACCAAAGCUAUAUAUUGUACUCCAGAUGUCUUGUUUAACUGCAAUAUAACAUCCAGCUCUUAUACUCAAUGGCCUGACUGUUGAAGGGUAGAGCGCCAAGCACCAGCUUCACAAGCCUGUCUACCUGUGAUACAAUUUUCAGUGAGCUCAAUACUUGUGCUCCACAGCUCUCCUCAGGGCCUUACCAUUUAUAUCCUACCUUGGUUAUCCUCGCCAAAAUGCAAUACCUGGCACUUGACUGAAUUGAAAGCCAUUUGCCAGUUCUUAGUUCACUUACCUAGUUGAUCAAGGUCUCUCUUAAUUCCUGAUCAUUUUCUUUGCUGUCUCGGAUAAUGCCAUCUGAAAACUCAGCAGUUGUCUCCUAACAUCAUCAGGGACUCAGCCCAAAAUGUCGACUGUUUAUUCUUUCCCAUAGAUGCUGCCUGGCCUGCUGAGUGUCUCCAACAUUUUGUGUGUGUUGCUUGGAUUUCUAGCAUGAGUAGACUUAUUUGGUAUUACCUCCCACAUCCCCAUUACCUUGAAAGGAUAAGAGCAGCAGGCACAGGGGAGCACCACUGGUUACAUGCCGCUCUUAACCGAAGAAACUUAUUGGCCAUUCCAUCAUCAUGGCUGCGCCAGAUCCUUAGUGUUCCCUGCCUAACACCAGGAACAGCUUUAUUGCACAACUCAAUUUAAUAGCUCCCUAAUGCCUUCACAGGACCAAGCAGUGAUAUAAUUUCAAACUGUCCCAGUGAGUGACAAAUGAUUAAAACACCUUUCCAUCCUCUACUCCAUAGCUGGGUGCAGUUAGCACAGAUAAUAGGAUGUCUCAAAACCUGGAUUAGUAGUGUAGAUUUGCUCUAUGUGAAGAGCAGGGCUGAAGAUUAGGUUAUGAAGACAGACUCUGGAACUUUAUUCUGCUGGGGGAUCUAGAAAAUUCAUUUUCAGGGUCAAGAAACCACGAAUGUGAAAUGGAGCUCACCCAUUAAUUCUGGUGUGUAUUUACGAUAGUCGGAGCAUCAUGAAACAUCUCCCUCUUUCCCCAACCAUUGUCCUGUUGCAUCCUUGCCUGGGAUUAAGGAUAAACUAUUCACCAUAUACUUUACAUGUAUUAGGUACUCACUGUAGUGUGUUCACACAACAUUCAACAAUUACAAAGGAUUAUAUAAAAAUAAAGGUUUAAGGAUGGAUAUAGAAUAAAUUGUGCAUAUAUACAUAAAUACCAGAAUGCAUUUUAUCAACCCAAUACAUCACAGGUGUUGCAAUGUGAACAAAGUCACUGGAGAGAGGCUGAAGUUAGUGGAUAGAGAAGUGGUUUUUUGAACAAGAAUGAACAGCAGGCAUCAUAUUGAGACUCCUUCAAAGAAAGAGGUCUGUUCGACCCAAUAUUACAUGAUAUUUUAUAUGCUAAAGAUCAAAGGACAAUUCUGUAUUUACAAUGUAUCUACAAUGCUUCCUUUGACUUACACACAACUUCCACAGUUCCUUCUUUGCACGCAUAGUCUAGUUUUUCAAUUAAGUGGUGUCCACAGUUUAAGGAACCUAUGGUGCAGGGCUGCAUUUUAAAUUUAAUCUACAUUUCACAUUCGGGUCUAAAGAUUGGUUGCUGAAGUUAAUAUUUUGCUAUAUACCCUAAAUCCAGAAUAAGCCCUAACAAUGGGUAAAGCCCUCCCGAUCAUUGAGCACAUACAAAUGAACCACUGUUGCAGGAAAGCAGCGUCCAUCAUCAGAGAUCACUGCCACCUAGGCCAUCUUCUUUUCUCACUGCUGCUAUCAGAUAGAAGGUAUAGGACCCUCAGGACUCGCACCACCACAUUCAAGAAUGGUUACUACCCCUCAAUCGUCAGGCUCUUGAGCAAAGGGGAUGACUAUACUCACUUGCCCCCAUCCAUUGAGAUGUUCCCACAAUCAAUUAUCACUCUUUAUCUCAUUAUCUCAUGUUCACUUUAUUUAUUGCUAUUUAUUUAAAUUUGCACUAUUUGUUGUCUCCUACACUCUGUUAUAGUUACUAUUCUAUAAAUUUACUGAGUAUGCCUACAGGAAAAUUAAUCUCAUGGUUGUGUAUGGUGACAUAUAUGUACUUUGAUCAUAAAAUUGACUUUGAACUAUUUACAAUGUAAGCAGCAUUAUAAAGAGUAGUUUGAAGUGUUUACAGUGCAGUAGCAUGAUGGGAGUAAAAGAUAGUGGGAGAGGGCCUAAGUAGAAUGGCUAAUCAGAUUAACUGCCUGGGGAAAGAAAAGAUAAUGUGACAUUUUAAUAGCCCUAUAGCACUUUCCAAAAGGGAGUUUUUUAAAAAGGCAGUUUGCAGGGUGGGUAGUGUCCACAAUUACUUUUCCCACCUGCCCACUUAUCCUGGACACAUACAAGUCCUGCAGUGAUGGUAGACUGCAGCCAAAACUCAUAUGCACAAAGAAUAUCUUGUAUAAUUCCUCCUUUUCCUUCUGGUAAAAAAAAGUUUUCCCUCCCCUACUCUUCCAUUCCCCACUCUGGCCUCUAAUGUCUUAUACAACUUCAACAUAACAUCCCAUUUCCUGCAUUCAAUACUUCAAUUUUUGAAGACCAAUGAGCCAAAAGCUUUCUUUACGACCCUAUCUCCCUGUGAUGCCACUUUCAAUCAAUUAUGAACCUGUACUCCCAGAUAGCUUUGUUCUACCACACACCUCAAUGCCCUACUGUUCACUCUGUAAGACCUACCCUGGCUGGUCCUACCGAGUACAAAAUCUAGCACUUGUCUGCGUUAAAUUCCAUCUGCCAUUUUUCCAGCUGAUGCAGAUGUUUCUUUAAUAACAGAGCCACUUGUUUUUUUUUAUUUUGUAUGCUUUGGAAACAAAAUUCUUUAUGGUACUGCUGCAGAGAAGUGCCUGCUAUUCGACUGAUAAGUCUUUCACACUUCCUGUUCUACAAAGAAGAUGCUGAGGAGUGUUUUCCUCUUGUCAAUCUUGUAAAAGGACACUUUUGUCCAGAAAGUCAUGCAUUUGUCCUGGUUUCAGUUGUGAAAACACAACAUAAGUGCACAUACUUCACAGUUGGGAUCACGAGGGAGCAUUUGUGGAAUAAUUGAAAGCAUCCCCACUGGAGGACGUACCUGAGGUGCUGAUGGACACUCAGAUGGAGACGGAGGAGCUGAACUGGCUGGCGCUGCCCAGCAGUGGGUGGGAAGAGGCUGUGGCCGUGGACAAAAAUUUCCAGACCACACGGACGUACCGGGUGUGCAACGUGGAGCUUCCGAACCAGGACAACUGGCUGCGCAGUAGCUUUAUGCGGCGGGGAGAGGCUCGACUGGUCUACGUGGACCUGAGGUUCUCCGUCCGGGACUGCACGUCCUUCCAGGGGGCCGCUGGCUUCUGUCGGGAGACCUUCACCCUCUACUACCGCCAGUCGGACUCUGAGGAGACAGUCCCGGCCGCCGGCGCCCAACAGCUGAGAGCGGCGUACGCCAAGGUGCAGGAGGUGGGAGCCGAGCACGUCUUCAGCCUAGGGAGCGGCGGCCAGGUGAACAGGGUCACUGUGAGGGUGUGGCCGCUCUCCAAGGCCGGCUUCAGGCUGGCUUUCCGGGACCAGGGGGCGUGCGUCAACUUGCUCUCCGUCCGGGUCUACUUCAAGAGGUGCCCGGCCACCGUCGCCAAUCUGGCCCACUUCCCCGAGGUGGCAACGGGCGAUGGGCCGUCCUCGCUGGUGGUGGCGGCCGGCUUCUGCGUGCCCAACGCCGAGGACGACUCCGUCCCACUCAAGAUGUUCUGUGGCAGCGAGGGCGACUGGGUGGGAGGCGCCGGCGCCUGCCGCUGUCGCCGCGGUUACCGGAGCAACGAGGAGCUCACUGCAUGUACAGAAAUUGAAGACUAUGUGACGCUCACCCCCACCCAAUCAUCCCAGAAUGACCCGCGCCCCUCCUGCAUCCAAUCGGAAGAGCAGAUUGCCCUCUUGCGAGCCAAUGGGCGCCUGCUGGAGGAACAGGCUCGGACCCUGGGACAACUGGUACGGGCGGUGGGGGCCCUCAACGCCACCCUCAGUGCCAUCUUGCAGAGGCUUCCCGGACUACUGGAAGGAACGGCCGAGGGUGAAUCCUCGUCGGAUGCUGAUCCCGGGCGGGGAGGACGGAGCUCCCAACUAACGCCAUAGACAUUGGAACACCCAAGGGAUUGUGGGCGGAGCAAAGAACUGCCGGAGGAAUCUGGAGUUCUGCAGGGUGCAGGGAACUGUCGACGUUUCGGGUUCGAGACCCGGCAUCGGGACUGAACGGAGAGGAGAUGGCCAAUCUCUCUCUGUCUCCCAAACCCCAACUUUUCCCCGUCUUUCCAUCUCGUCUCAUCCCUUAUUCCCCCUCCCCCCUCCCAUCGUUAACUGGAGCUCGGGGCCAUUUUAAAACCCCGCCCCUUCCCCCACAGACCUGUCUGUCCUCGGCCUCCUCCACCGCCAAGGCGAGGGCAAACUCAAGCUGGGUUGUGGGGGGUGGGGGCGGCCGUAUCAGCACCUCGUGUUCCCCCUGGCUUGAACAUUGGAAUUUCCAGCAGAGAAAAUCUGCAGAAGCUGGAAACCCAAGCAACGGACAGAAAAUGCUGGAGAAACUCAGCCGGUCAGGCGGCACCUAUGGAAAUGAGUCGAAGCCAACAGCUUUCAUCGGGCAACACACAUCAAAGUUGCUGGUGAACGCAGCAGGUCAGGCAGCAUCUAUAGGAAGAGGCGCGUUCGACGUUUCAGUCCUGACGAAGGGUCUCGGCCUGAAACGUCGACUGCGCCUCUUCCUAUAGAUGCUGCCUGGCCUGCUGCGUUCACCAGCAACUUUGGUGUGUGUUGCUUGAAUUUCCAGCAUCUGCAGAAUUCCUGUUGUUAGCUUUCAUCGGGACCGGAAAGGAAGGGAGAGGUCAGAGUAAGAAGUUGGGGGGAGGAGAGGAAGAAGUAGAACGUGAUACGUUAAACCGGGAAGCGGGGGGGGGGGGGGUUGAAGUGCUGGGAAGUUGAUUGGUGAGAAGGAUAAAUGGCUGAUAGCAGAGGGUAGAAGACCGUGUGAGAAAGAGAAGGAGGAGAGCUAUCUGAGAGAGGUGAUGGGCAGGUAAGGAGAUAAGGAGAGAGGGAAACCGGAAUGGUGAAGGGUGGGGGGGGGGAGGCAACAACUACAAGAAGUUCGAGACUUCAAGAGAUCGAUGUUCAUGCCACGAGGUUGGGGUCGACCUGCGCGGAAUAUAAGGUGUUGCUCCUCCAACCUAAGUGCGGCUUUAUGGCGGCGGUAGAGGAGACCAUGGACUGACAUGUCGAGAUUUCCAUUUUCCAGCAGCUCCUUUAUCCCCUUUCUCUCCUCCUAUCUCCCCAGUUCCUCCCCCCCCCCAUCUCCCUGUUUACUUCCCCCUCCCAUAGUAUAUAGAGUCGUUUUCUGUGACUCUGUUACGCGGGAAAUGGUUCUGGGUCGCGAGUUAUGAGAUUUUGGAGUUGCAAUUAUGGAGAGAAUACAUGUAAGAAAUGUAUUGGUAUAAAGGCGUAAAAGAAAUUUGCUUUGUGAUUAAUUGCGUCCAGAGGGGAGGGGUUGAGGAGGGCCGUGGUCGAGAGGAAGGGGGAAUGCGGAACCUGGAAAAGACCCCGUC